AUGAAAAGGAAAGUUCUAAAAGAGGCCUUAAGCCCAAUCUGUAAGAGAAUUGAUGAGUCUGUCUGCCAUGCUUUGUGGAGUUGUUGUGGUGCAAGUGAUGUGUGGGCUUGUGAGAGGAGUCCAGUGCAAGAGUGGUCCAGCUGUGAAAGAGAUAUGUUUGACUUCUGGACAGAAUGGAGUUCAAAGCUAGCUCAAGAUCAGCUAGAAAUAAUGGUUGUGGUUAUGAGAAGGCAAGCUUUGAUUGGGAAGGGCACUGGUCAAAGAUAUGGAGUUCAAACUAGUAGAGCUAUCAGAUGGAAACCGCCUGUGGGGGAGACUGUUAAAGUAAAUUGGGAUGCAGCAUGGAUGGCAGAUGAAUAUAGAUGUGGGAUAGGGGUUGUAAUUAGGGACAAAUGGGGAGAAGUACUGGCCUCACUGUGUUGUCCAAGACAAAAAUGUUGCUGA
Juglans microcarpa x Juglans regia is the source of this 444-nucleotide messenger RNA. RefSeq lists its product as uncharacterized. The transcript has 2 exons. Bases 1 to 444 code for a protein of 147 amino acids. NCBI's taxonomy places the organism in Eukaryota, Viridiplantae, Streptophyta, Magnoliopsida, Fagales, Juglandaceae. The record is from RefSeq and is a predicted model, not a curated record.